AUGAAUCUGACUAGAUAUAAUUAUUUGCAUAAUUUGGCUUUCAUCUAAUAAAGAAUCAAAGAGGCGAAUUAUGUUGCUUUAGAUUUUGAAUUCACAGGUGUGCUUGCUUCGUCUUUACUAAGAAAUUCUCUCCUUGAUUCUGUACACCACAAUAAAUUAUCAAGUUUCAAAUGAGAUAUUGGAAAGUCAAGGAAAAUGUGAGACGUUUCCUGCCAAUUCAAAUGGGUCUAUGCACUUUUAGAGAGGAUGCCAAUUCUAAUAAUGUCAUUGCACAUCCAUUUAAUUUUUAUAUCUUUCCCUACGGCGUUGAUGGGUAUUUAGACAAGCAAUUCCAAUUGAGUGUAAGAUUCAUGAACAAAAUUAAUAGAGCAACUCGAUUUCAUUUCUCACAAACAAUAAUUUUGAUUUUAAUCGGACUUUUAAUGAGGGGAUUCUGUAUUUGUCACACCAAGAUGAGAAAAUUCUGAGAGACACCAAAAGAAUCCAAGACUUGAGAAAUGAAAUUAGAUAUUUGGAUAAAAUUGUAACAUUCGAAAUGAUUAAUUUUGUAAAACAAUACAAAGUUUAAGUGGAGCAAUUCCUAAAAGUCAGCAACGAUCCUUAGUUUGAAAUACCCGUCAAAAGACUCAAGGUCAAAGUUUAUAGACAUUUCAUUGAGAGUGUAACUCCAAAUCAAUUAAUUAUUUAUAGAUUAAGAAAGAGUUUGGCACGAGUUUUGAAUUCUAUUGCAAAUUUGAUUCAGAUAUCCUGGUAAAGAGAGAAAUACUGUAUAUUGUGAAGGGGCCAGAACCACCUGAAGCCAAAAAAUAAAAUGUGGAAGAAGCCAAUGAAUUUGCAGGUGUUAGAAUUUUAUUGGAUCAAAUAAGUUAGUAGAAGACUCCCCUUGUUGUGCACAAUGGUUUGAUGGACAUUAUGCAUGUAAGAAAUAGGUGUUAUAUGAAAAGAUUUAUGAUAAAUUUUUUGAGACCCUCCCAGAUUCAAGAGGUGAAUUCAUAUAGAAGGUGAAUUCAUUAUUUCCAGAGAUUUAUGAUACGAAAUUUCUAAUCAACUAAAGUUACAGUGUAUACAAUAAGGUGGGAUAGUUUUCUGAACUCAAGAACAGCUUCAUUAAUUUAUAAAAUUUGGAACCUAGUGUUGUUUUUGGUGAUGAAUGUUAGGAAUACAAUAAUCCUGAAGAGAAUUAAGCAUUUGAACAUGAGGCUGGAUUUGAUUCAUACAUGGCUGGAAGUGUCUUUUAUAAGGCCAAAAAAUUGAUGAAUCUUGAUUAAAAGAAAUUAGAUCUAUACAAGAACAAAGUUCCUUAAAGUUCGAUCAAAAUACCCUUUGAUUUUGGUGAUAAGAGUGGAGAAGAUAAAUAUCAUAAUAAAUAGAUUUUUAUUUUUCAUGUUGAGAUUUUGGAAAAAAGCUUAGUUCCUGAUUCCUUGAUCAAAGGCUAUUUUAAAGAGAAAUAUAAUACAGACAUAGAUCUCUUCUUGUCUUAUGGUUAAAACUUUGAGUACUUCAUGGUUUUUUCGACUCUUGAGGGAUCAUAAGAGUUUAGAAAAACUAUGAAAAAUGGAGUCACAAUAAGUAUUUUUCAUCAAUAAAUCUAUAGUUGAAAUCGGAGAUCACGAAUUCAUUAUUACAGAAUACGAAAACUAUGUUUAAAAACUUUAGAGAAGAGCUAAAGAUGAAUUGUCAAUUAAAGAAAUGCCUACAAUAUUAGAAUGA
Molecule: messenger RNA, 1710 nt
Organism: Paramecium octaurelia
Lineage: Eukaryota; Ciliophora; Oligohymenophorea; Peniculida; Parameciidae
Source: the annotation of a GenBank genome assembly